UGAUAAAAGAUAAGAAUAAGACUCGCUGAGCGAAAGAGAGGGUCUUAAGAUUUUGAAUGUUUCUCUGCGAUAUGGCGAAUCUUCCGAUUCUUCAAUUUGAAGAGAAGAUCGUGGAAACAGUGGAGAAGAACUCAGUAGUAGUUAUAAUUGGAGAAACCGGUUCUGGGAAGAGUACUCAGCUCUCUCAGAUACUUCAUCGACAUGGUUACACAAAGUCCGGCGUCAUCGCCAUCACUCAGCCCCGACGUGUGGCUGCCGUUUCCGUUGCUAGGCGAGUCGCACAGGAGCUUGAUGUACCUCUUGGAGAAGAUGUUGGUUAUGCAAUACGUUUCGAGGACAGAACUUCGAGCAAAACACGGAUUAAGUACCUCACAGAUGGAGUUCUACUUCGUGAGAGUCUGUCCAAUCCAAUGCUUGAUGAUUAUUCUGUAAUCAUAUUGGAUGAGGCUCACGAGAGGAGUUUAAACACGGAUAUUCUGUUGGGUCUAGUGAAACGGUUGGUUAGAAUCCGUGCAUCCAACUUUAAAGUUCUUAUAACCUCUGCAACUCUUGACGGUGAAAAGGUUUCUGAAUUCUUUUCGGGCUGCCCUGUGCUGAAUGUACCUGGAAAAUUAUACCCUGUGGAAAUAUUAUACAGCAAAGAGCGUCCUGUCAGCUAUAUUGAGUCAUCUCUGAAAGUAGCAAUUGAUAUUCAUGUUUGUGAGCCAGAAGGUGAUAUCUUAAUCUUCAUGACUGGACAGGAUGAUAUAGAAAAAUUAGUAUCAAAGCUAGAGGAAAAAGUACGAAGCUUAGCAGAAGGAUCCUGUAUGGAUGCUAUUAUCUAUCCUCUUCACGGUUCUUUGCCACCUGAAAUGCAGGUUCGUGUAUUUAGUCCUCCUCCUCCAAACUGCCGGAGAUUUAUUGUUGCUACAAAUAUUGCUGAAACUUCCCUUACUGUGGACGGGGUUGUGUAUGUAAUUGAUUCCGGGUAUGUGAAGCAAAGACAAUAUAACCCAUCAAGUGGAAUGUAUUCUCUUGAUGUUAUUCAAAUUAGCAAAGUGCAAGCUAACCAACGUGCUGGACGUGCUGGCAGAACAAGACCUGGGAAAUGUUAUCGUUUAUACCCAUUGGCAGUCUACCGAGAUGACUUCCUUGAUGCAACUAUUCCUGAAAUACAACGAACUUCUCUUGCUGGGAGUGUUCUAUACUUGAAAUCGUUGGAUCUUCCUGAUAUUGACAUUCUCAAGUUUGAUUUUCUUGAUGCUCCAUCAUCUGAGUCAUUAGAAGAUGCGUUGAAGCAAUUGUAUUUCAUUGAUGCAAUUGAUGAGAAUGGAGCAAUAACAAGAAUUGGACGGACAAUGUCUGAGCUUCCACUAGAACCAUCAUUGUCAAGAACAUUGAUAGAAGCGAAUGAAAACGGUUGCUUAUCUCAAGCUCUAACAGUCGUUGCUAUGCUAUCAGCAGAGACUACUCUUCUUCCUGCUAGGAGUAAACCCAGUGAAAAGAAGAGGAAGCAUGAUGAUGAUUCUAACCUUCCUAAUGGAUCCGGGUUUGGUGAUCACAUUCAACUGCUACAGAUUUUCGAAUCUUGGGACCGUACUAAUUAUGAUCCUGCAUGGUGCAAAGAGAACGGCAUGCAGGUGCGAGGGAUGGUCUUUGUCAAAGAUGUUAGAAGACAGUUAUGUCAGAUUAUGCAGAAAAUAUCCAAAGAUCGAUUGGAAGUUGGGGCACAUGGUAGGAAGAGUUCAAGCCGAGACGACUACAGGAAGUUGAGGAAAGCUCUAUGCGUUGGUAAUGCAAACCAAAUUGCUGAGAGAAUGCUUCGUCACAAUGGAUACCGGACUCUUAGUUUCCAGUCCCAGCUAGUCCAGGUGCAUCCAUCAUCUGUGUUGAGUGCCGACAACGACGGAAUGUUGCCUAAUUACGUAGUGUACCAUGAGCUGAUUUCCACCACACGUCCGUUCAUGCGGAACGUUUGUGCAGUAGACAUGUCAUGGGUGGCUCCCAUCAAAAGAAAGAUCGAGAAAUUAAAUGUCAGAAAACUGAGCGGUGGACCGGCUCCCUCUUUCAAGAAACCUGAAGAGAAGACGGAGUUGUCUAAGAACGAUCCAGAAACACCUGCAGUUUCUGAAAAUGUCGAGAGUCGGAUUGAAGCAGCCAGAGAACGAGAGAUGAAGCAAAGUAGUUGUUGUGAAGUUUGGAGAUGGAAUAAGGAAGCAGAGAUGAAUGCGAUGAGCGAUUGUUUGAAACAUUGUAGUUUCAUCGCUAUAGAUACAGAGUUUCCGGGAUGUUUAAAAGAGACUCCCAUGGAAGCUAGUGAGGAAACUCGUUACAGAAGCAUGAAGUAUAACGUGGAAAACACCCAUCUCAUCCAGUUAGGUCUCACCUUAUUCGCUGGAGAAUUUUCUAAAACUUGGGAAAUAAACUUCUCAGAUUUCAACGAGUGGAAGGACUUGAAGAAUGAGAAAUCUAUCGCGUUUCUGAAAAGUAAUGGUCUAGAUCUGGAAAAGAUCAGAGAGGAAGGAAUUGGAAUCGAAGAAUUCUUCAAGGAGUUUACUCAGAUGAUUCUCAAGGAGAAGGAGAUGACUUGGGUGACUUUUGAAGGCUCGUACGACAAGGCUUAUCUAGUGAAAGGCUUAACCGGAGGAAAACCAUUGCCGGAGACUUUGGAAGAGUUUGACGAAACGGUUGAGAGGCUUUUGGGAGAACGUGUUUAUGAUGUGAAGAAAAUGGCUGGAUCAUGCAGAGGACUAAGUAGCCGUUUCGGACUGCAGAGAAUAGCAGAUGCGUUUCAGAUGAGGCGUGUUGGAAUGGCUCAUCACGCUGGCUCAGACAGUGAAUUAACGGCUCGUGUCUUCACCAAGUUGACUUUCGAAUUGUGCAAGAGAAACCAGAGUCUAAGAGCUGAUGAUCUGCAAUAUCAACAAGACCUUCUGAUGACUUUAGAUUUGCACAAUAGAAAGCUGAUUCUAAGACCUGAUGAUCUGCUAUACCAGCUAUACCAACAAGACCUUCUGAUGACUACAUGCUAUCUCCCACAGCCGCCACCAAUACCGAGACCGGUGAUGUUUGCUGCUCACCCGAACCCGUAUUUUGGUGGUGGUUACUAUGGGAUGCCUGUCCGAGGAAUGAACUAUGUAUGAUAUGAUGAUCCCUCAAUGUUUAACAUGACUUGCUGCUAUUAUGUAUUCAUUCUUGUUUUAUCACAUCUUUCUUUUAAUACUUAAGACUAACUUUCAUAUUUUUCAGCUUUUCUUGUCGAUCCAAACAAUUCUCUCAACUGUCUUGUUAUAAUACAAUUUCUCUUUACUA
This is a messenger RNA of Arabidopsis arenosa, 3291 nucleotides long. The record is from the annotation of a GenBank genome assembly. Lineage: Eukaryota; Viridiplantae; Streptophyta; Magnoliopsida; Brassicales; Brassicaceae.